AUGACGAACACUCAAUCAGAGAUCCAUAACACACACUCUCUCUCUCUAUCUAUCUAUCUCUAUCUCUCUCUCUCUCAUUUUGUGUCCACCUCUGUAUCCUCCUUUUACACUUUCUUUUCUUCCAUCCCACUCAUUUCUUUCUCAUCGUUUUUUUCCUUUCCUUUCCUUUCCCCACUUCUCUUUCUCCAUUCCCGUCAUGCCUUCCCCGCUAACUUCCCACACAUCGUUGUCCUGCAUGUUGGUGACUCAUCAAACCGAGGUGCACAACCGCCCGUCGCCACUAACAGCGACGAUCGAUGCCAAGAUUUUUAUGUUCUGUUGUUGGCCAAGGGGCCGUCUGUAUGCGCAGCCAGUUAUUGCGCCUGUUGCCCCUCUAUCCAUUACCGCCUCCUCAUCCAUUACCCGUGCCUCCUCUAUCCAUUACCCACCGCGCCUCCUCUAUCCAUUACUCCACCGCGCCUCCUCUUAUCCAUUAAUCCACCGUGCCCCUCUUAUCCAUUAAUCCACCGUGCCUCCUGUAUCCAUUACUCCAACGCGCCUCCUCUAUCCAUUACCCAUUACUCCACCGCGCCCCCUCCCUCUAUCCAUUACACCACCGUGCCUCCUCUAUCCAUUAUUCCACCGUGCCUCCUCUAUCCAUUAAUCCACCGCGCCUCCUCUAUCCAUUACUCCACCGUGCCUCCCUCCAUUAUCCAUUAUCCAACGCGCCCUCCUCUAUCCAUUACUCCACCGCGCCUCCUCUAUCCAUUACUCCACCGUGCCUCCUCAUCCAUUAAUCACCGCGCCUCCUAUCCAUUACUCCACCGUGCCUCCUCUAUCCAUUAUUCCACCGUGCCUCCUCUAUCCAUUACUCCACCGCGCCUCCUGUAUCCAUUACUCCAACGCGCCUCCUCCAUCCAUUCCAUUACCCACCGCGCCUCCUCUACCAUUACUCCACCGUGCCUCCUGUAUCCAUUACUCCAACGCGCCUCCUCUAUCCAUUACUCCACCGCGCCUCCUCUCCAUCCAUUACCAUUACCCACCGUGCCUCCUCCCAUCCAUUAUCCAUACAUUACUCCACCGUGCCUCCUCUAUCCAUUACUCCACCGUCCCUCCUCUUAUCCAUCCAUUACUCCACCGUGCCUCCUGUAUCCAUUACUCCACCGCGCUCCUCUAUCCAUUACUCCACCGUGCCUCCUCUAUCCAUUAUUCCACCUGCCUCCUCUUAUCCAUUACUCCACCGUGCCUCCUCUAUCCAUUACUCCAACGCGCCUCCUCUUAUCCAUUACUCCACCGUGCCUCCUGUAUCCAUUACCCAACGCGCCCUCCUUAUCCAUUCCCACCGUGCCUCUCUAUCCAUUACCCACCGUGCCUCCUCUAUCCAUUACUCCAACGCGCCUCCUCUAUCCAUUACCACCGUCCCUCCUCUACCCAUUACUCCAACGCGCCUCCUCUAUCCAUUACUCCACUGCGCCUCCCCAUCCAUUACUCCACCGUGCCUCCUGUAUCCAUUACUCCAACGCGCCUCCUCUUCCAUCCAUUACUCCACCGUGCCUCCUCUAUCCAUUACUCCACAGUGCCUCCUCUUCAUCCAUUACUCCACCAUUGCCUCCUCUAUCCAUUACUCCAACGCGCCUCCUCUUAUCCAUUACUCCACCGUGCCUCCUGUAUCCAUUACUCCAACGCGCUCCUCUCCAUCCAUUACUCCACCGUGCCUCCUCUAUCCAUUACUCCACCGUGCCUCCUCUAUCCAUUACUCCAACGCGCUCCCUCAUCCAUUACUACACCGUCCUCCCCUCUACCCAUUACCCAACGCGCCUCCUCUAUCCAUUACUCCACCGCGCCUCCUCUAUCCAUUACUCCACCGUGCCUCCUGUUAUCCAUUACUCCAACGCACUGCCUCCUCUUAUCCAUUACUCCACCGUGCCUCCUCUAUCCAUUACUCCACCGCGCCCCUUAUCCAUUACUCCAACGCGCCUCCUCUAUCCAUUACUCCACCGCGCCUCCUCUAUCCAUUACACCACCGUGCCUCCUCAUCCAUUACUCCACCGUGCCUCCUCUAUCCAUUACUCCACCGCGCGCCUCCUCUAUCCAUUACUCCACCGUGCCUCCUCUAUCCAUUACUCACCGUGCCUCCUCUUAUCCAUUAAUCCACCGUGCCUCCCUGUAUCCAUUACUCCACCGCGCCUCCUCUUAUCCAUUACCCUCCCACCGUGCCCACCGUGCCUCUAUCCAUUACUCCAACGCGCCUCCUCUUAUCCAUUACUCCACCGUGCCUCCUCUAUCCAUUACUCCACCGUGCCUCCUCUAUCCAUUACUCCAACGCGCCUCCUCUAUCCAUUACUACACCGUCCCUCCUCUACCCAUUACUCCAACGCGCCUCCUCUAUCCAUUACUCCACCGCGCCUCCUCUAUCCAUUACUCCACCGUGCCUCCUGUAUCCAUUACUCCAACGCGCCUCCUCUAUCCAUUACUCCACCGUGCCUCCUCUAUCCAUUACUCCACAGUGCCUCCUCUUAUCCAUUACUCCACCGUGCCUCCUCUAUCCAUUACUCCACCGCGCCUCCUCUAUCCAUUACUCCAACGCGCCUCCUCUAUCCAUUACUCCACCGCGCCUCCCAUUAUCCAUUACUCCAACGCGCCUCCUCUAUCCAUUACUCCACCGUCCCUCCUCUACCCAUUACUCCACCGCGCCUCCUCUAUCCAUUACUCCACCGCGCCUCCUCUAUCCAUUACUCCACCGUGCCUCCUGUAUCCAUUACUCCAACGCGCCUCCCCAUCCAUUACUCCACCGUGCCUCCUCUAUCCAUUACUCCACAGUGCCUCCUCUUAUCCAUUACCACCGUCCACCGUGCCUCCUCUAUCCAUUACUCCACCGCGCCUCCUCUAUCCAUUACUCCAACGCGCCUCUAUCCAUUACUCCACCGCGCCUCCUAUCCAUUACACCACCGCGCCUCCUCUUCCAUCCACCGCGCCUUAUCCAUUACACCACCGCCUCCUCAUCCAUUACUCCACCGCGCCUCCUCAUCCAUUACCCACCGCGCCUCCUCUAUCCAUUUACUCCACCGUGCCUCCUCUUAUCCAUUAAUCCAUCCAUUAAUCCACCGUGCCUCCUGUAUCCAUUACUCCAACGCGCCUCCUCUUAUCCAUUACCCCACCGUGCCUCCUCUAUCCAUUACUCCACCGCGCCUCCUCUGUCCAUUACUCCACCGUGCCUCCUAUCCAUUACUCCACCGUGCCUCCUCUUAUCCAUUACUCCACCGUGCCUCCUUGCUCCAUUACUCCACCGUGCCUCCUGCAUCCAUUACUCCACCGUGCCUCCUCUUAUCCAUUACUCCACCGUGCCUCCUCUAUCCAUUACUCCACCGCGCCUCCUCUAUACAUUACUCCACCGUGCCUCCUGUAUCCAUUACUCCACCGUGCCUCCUCUAUCCAUUACUCCAACGCGCCUCCUCUAUCCAUUACUCCACCGUGCCUCCUCUAUCCAUUACUCCGCCGUGA
This is a messenger RNA of Acanthosepion pharaonis, 3480 nucleotides long. Lineage: Eukaryota; Metazoa; Mollusca; Cephalopoda; Sepiida; Sepiidae. The record is from the annotation of a GenBank genome assembly.